Molecule: messenger RNA, 2160 nt
Organism: Musa acuminata subsp. malaccensis (wild Malaysian banana)
Lineage: Eukaryota; Viridiplantae; Streptophyta; Magnoliopsida; Zingiberales; Musaceae
Product: transcription termination factor MTERF9, chloroplastic
Biological process (GO): developmental process; regulation of DNA-templated transcription
Molecular function (GO): double-stranded DNA binding
Source: RefSeq, a predicted model, not a curated record
UCGUCAGGGCAGUAUGUAUACUAACAGCCAGCGAAUAUUCUGUUCUCAUGUGGAUAAGAAGUCUCCAGAAAUGGCGAUGCUAUGCUUCCCACCCAAAUCCUCGCCUCUCUUCUUCUCCGCCUCCUCCUCUCCUCUCCUCCCUUCUCCCUCCGCUGGCUUCCGCCGCUCCGGCGUCGGUUUCGCCGUCUUCUCCUCCCACUCCAACCCCCGCAUCCUCAAAUCCACCCGCCGGUCACGGACGGGCCGCCUGAUCUCCCCAUACGAUGACGAAGACAAUGAUAAAGAUGUCGAUGAGGAGGAGGACGAAGACGAGAGCGAGGAAGGGGAAGAUGAUCUUUCAGAUGUUGAAGAUCAAUUCUCUGAUAGAAAAUUGUCAAAGAUUUACUCAACUGAACCAAAUAGAAAGCCAGGACAACAUCAGGUACUGAGAAAAGGACGGCAAAACAGAUUGUUAGAAAGUGCACAAAGCUUCAGGCUUUCAAAUGGUUCGCUGAAGGUUGAUGGGGAAAUCAUCUCAAAGAAAAUAGAUCAUCAAUACAACUUAGGUAGAUCUUACGAAAUGGAGCAUGUUGAUUUGGAGAAUGCAAAGCAGAAGAAUAGUAACUUUGCAAAGAGCAAAUUUCAGAAACUAGCAGAAGAAAUAGAUUUUGAUGAGAAGUGGUUCCCCCUAAUUGAGUACUUGAGCACUUUUGGUUUGAAAGAUUCUCAUUUAAUUUCCAUCUAUGAGAGACAUAUGCCUUGCCUUCAGAUAAAUUUGUCUUCUGCUCAAGAAAGGUUGGAGUUCUUGUUGAGUGUUGGUGUCAAACACAAAGAUAUCAAAAGGAUACUUAUGAGGCAGCCUCAAAUUCUGGAGUACACUGUUGAGAACAAUCUCAAGUCCCAUGUUGCUUUUUUGGUUAGUAUAGGAGUUCCUCACUCUCGUAUAGGGCAGAUUAUAACAGCAGCCCCAUCUUUGUUCUCUUAUAGUAUCGAGCACUCAUUGAAGCCAACAGUCAGGUAUUUGGUUGAAGAGGUUGGUAUCAAGACAAGUGAUAUCAGCAAAGUUGUGCAGUUGAGCCCCCAGGUUCUUGUCCAGCGGAUUGACAAUUCAUGGACUUCACGCUUCUCUUUUCUGUCGAAAGAAUUAGGGGCUCCUAAGGAUAGCAUAGUCAAGAUGGUCACCAAGCAUCCACAACUCCUCCAUUACAGUAUUGAGGAUGGAAUAUUGCCUAGAAUAAACUUUCUCAGGAGCAUCGGCAUGUGUAAUUCUGAUAUUCUGAAAGUGUUAACAAGCCUUGCUCAGGUAUUAUCUUUGUCAUUGGAGAGGAACCUGAAGCCUAAAUAUCUGUAUCUAGUUAAUGAACUACGGAAUGAAGUGAAGUCCUUGACAAAAUAUCCUAUGUACUUGAGCUUGUCCCUUGAGCAGAGAAUUCGUCCCCGUCAUCGAUUUUUAGUUUCUUUGAAGAAAGCUCCAAAAGGCCCAUUUCCUUUGAGUUCAUUGGUUCCUUCUGAUGAAUGCUUUUGUCAACAGUGGGCGGGAACUAGUUUAGAGAAGUAUUUGGCAUUUAGACAGAGUUUACAACUGACUGACUUUGCUAAGAAGUAUCAAAGAAAAGUAUAAUUCACUUUUUACUCGAGUCAAUACAAAAGCUACUAGGUCAAGUUUUGAAAGACACGUAUAAAUGCAUGAUCAGCUUUCUAAGUAUAAGGUCAUUGGAGCUAUUCAGGAUGAACUGUCUUAUUAAGCUGAUUCUGAUCAUGUACCGGGCAUAUGGCUACCAUUGGCUUGAGCUGCAUGCAGUAGGAGUUAUUUCAUUGACGUUAUAUGUUUAUGUAUAGAUAUCUUGAAGGUGAAUUAGUUAUUUCAAUGAGAGAAAAAUGAUGAGGCUUACGCAUCCACAGUUUGCUUGCAUCUUCUUUAGAGCUGAGUGCACUUUGGUUCUUGUUGCUGCAAGUUUGUUGUGGGAAGGUGUAAGCCGGCAUCCCGGUUGUUUGGAGACAUUUCUUCAGUGCUUUUGUUCAGUAUAUAUUAUGAUAUUGUGCUUCCAUGGCCAACCAUACUCAUCUAAAAUUCUCACAGAAAUCGGAUAAACUGUUACUGUAAAAUUUUGUUUUAUGGUAUGACAACAAGAUUGUGGUCAAGUGUAUCAAUAAAAUUUAUUAUACUAACUUCUGGUUUGC